Ilex paraguariensis (yerba mate) is the source of this 1275-nucleotide messenger RNA. The record is from the annotation of a GenBank genome assembly. Lineage: Eukaryota; Viridiplantae; Streptophyta; Magnoliopsida; Aquifoliales; Aquifoliaceae.
AUGGUGGCCGAUUAUUUGGCCAGGAAAGGGGUUCUAGACAAGGCAGAUACACACAUUAUUUCAUCAAUUUCAUUACCAUCACAAGCAAGAGCUCUACUUUUACAAGAUCAGAGGCAGAUUAAAAUAGUAAGGCAGAAGAAAUCCUGGGUUCAUCUAGACCUAGGGAUGAACAGAAAGCUUGGACGACUUUUCAUUGCACCUUUUUCUGGGUGGCUUUGUCUCUUUCUCAACAGAGAACAAGAUGUUCAAAUUGUGCAUCAAAGAUCGAAGGAUCCGUUUUGGAAUUUGCUUCACUUGCCUGCUGGGAUCCUUCUCAAUUUCCAGUGGUCUUUGCAUUGGACUUCUCUCCAGUGGGCUUGUAUUUCAUCUAUUUUCAUGCGCUGGUUGUUUGGGAGUCUAGUUCAAUGGAAAUCUCUACAGACUGCUUCACAGGAUUCAAUCCAGAGUUUUUCACUUGAGGAGUCUCUUCAGAAUCUUGAUAUUUUUUUGGAUAAUUUUCUUCGUUCUUCAAUGGAUCUUUCUGUUCAUAGCUCAGAGGUUGUCUUUCUGCAGAGGUGUCUUCUCAAGAUCUCUAGCUUUUGGAUAGUCAUUCAUCUGAAGCUUAAGAGACCUCUAAAUGCCUUCUGGCCUUGGGUUUCUUUACCUUUCGAUGGCUGUCUUUCUGCAACAGAGCUGGAUAUUCAUCUUCUCCAUGGAUUUGCGAAGAUUACUCGAUUCAAUGAAGAAAUUCUGCUGGAUAUUCAUCUUCAACAUCGUUUUAGGGAGGAGAAAUAUGGACUUGAAUCGCCAUUGUCAUGCCUAUCCCAAGGCAGAGUUUUUUGUUUCUUAGAAAGUUUUUCUGCUUCUGGGCAGAUACAUUGGGCUAUCUCUCUGGCUUCGGUGUCGGUUCCACUACCUUAUGAGAUAAGUAGCUCUGCCUUUCAAUUGCUGCAAUUACCUAUCAAAAUAUUAUACGCUCUUAAGGACAAAGGAAUUGAUAUGGCUAUUGCUUCUAGAUCACCAACUCUUGGGAUAGCAACAACAUUUCUUGACAGAUUGGGAAUCCGAUCCAUAUCUGUGGCUGAGGAGAUAUUCUCCAGUUGGACACACAAAACGGAGCAUUUCCAAAGAAUUCAUAGGAAAACUGGGAUACCAUUUGAUUCAAUGCUUUUCUUUGAUGAUGAGGAUAGGAAUAUUGAAGUGGUCUCGAAAAUGGGUGUUGUUGGGUGGUGCUGGGUUUCAGGGGAUGGGGAUGGUGGUGGUGGUUGGGUGUUUGGCGGUGGUGUUGUGCGGUGA